Pomacea canaliculata is the source of this 1454-nucleotide messenger RNA. RefSeq lists its product as uncharacterized. NCBI's taxonomy places the organism in Eukaryota, Metazoa, Mollusca, Gastropoda, Architaenioglossa, Ampullariidae. The coding region runs from base 621 to 1214 and encodes 197 amino acids. The record is from RefSeq and is a predicted model, not a curated record. The transcript has 3 exons.
CAUUAAUGAAAAGGAUGGGGAAGGGGGUAGGCCAAACGCUGGCAGUGGAGUAACGAGAGUAACGAGAGUAACGAGGACUAGAGGAGGGCGGGUGGCGGCCAUAUUAUUUUUUUACGGGAGCGCAGUAAAAUGUGUGGGUUGGUUUUCUAUCAAUUGCAUUAAGAGCACAGUAUAUAUAUGCACUAGUCUCUCAUCUUCUCUCGCUCAGCCACAUCAGUUCACACCUUUCUCCGGGCACUUGCACGCACGCACGCCCACACGCGCACACAUACACACACUAUAUCUGUGAGGAGCGCGCGCACACACCUUCGCAUAGUCUCCUCGCGCAUGACAGGCGACAGGGCGUGACGAGCUCUUGGUGUCUGAGACUCAGCAGGUGCAGCAGCCACACUUCAGUCUUCGCUCUGCCUUGUGCUUCGAAAGGUUAAUCUCCGGCGUUAACCUCUUAGCUGCUGAGACAUAGUUUGAAGGCAGUAGUCCAGUCCUCAACGACUUAUUGAUGCACAUCGCUGGUCACAUCCAUCGUCAGUAAAAAGUACCAAGUCUGACCACCUGAAAGUAGUUCCAGCCGUUAUUUGCUUCAUCACACAGACGAGAAAUCCGCCGACACACCAGCAACCAUGAAGUCCCUCCUGCGCAUGAUGCAAGAGCUAGCGACCGUGUGGCUCAUCUGCGUUCUGGCAGGCACCAGCUGCGCCGUCUUCUACACCAAGAGCACCGACAACGACUACCCUCGCAUCGGCCGGCGAAGCUUUUUCACUGGCGGGGGCACCUCGUCUUUUUACCCCCGGGUCGGCAGAUCCAGGCUCCUCAUCGCCACUUCCGGUAACACCAACGAUGACAUCACUUCCGGGGGCCAGGCGUACGAUGGCGAUUUUCUGUCUCUGAUCAACAAGCGCGGGAUCUUCACCUCAGGGGACCAGGGGUUUCCAAGGGUCGGGCGUGCCGGCUCCGAUGCUUCUGGAAGUGCCAUAGGGAACGCUGUUGGCGAGAAAAGCCCGGCAUCCCUUGCAGCAUCCGCCGAAGCCCCGAUUUACAAGUGUCGGACGACCAAGACCAGUUUAGGGCGCCUCUGGGAUUCAUGUUUUUCGACUUCGACAAAAAUGGAGACAAAGUCCUUUCACGGGAAGAGUUCAUUACUGGAAUGGGAAGAGCGCGGGAGGAAGGAACAGCUUGCCGAUAGUCUGUCCUUGGCAGACUCUCCUUCUCGGUGACUGAAGGUGGCAAACAACAUUGACAGACAUUGGUGUCUGUAUGACAGGACGACACGACGGUCCCAUGAUCGGCUGUUCCUGGUAUUGCUAUUGAUCUGUAGGAAAAGAGAAAAUUCUUGUCAGCUCGAGGCUCGUGUGCGUCACGAGCAAAUGAACACAACUCCUUGAUGGAUGUUCGCGCUAACCCUGUUCUUAGGCUCUCGCUCCUUCCAGUGGGAAGUAAUAAAACACAAUUUAACA